AUGCUAAUUUUAUGCAUUCUCCCACUGAUAGUGGACUCGGCUUACUCUGCUGACGACGGGUGCGGCUCUAUACGUGGCGAAGGUGUACCAUCGCUUCACUCGUUCACGAGCCCCAAUUACCCAAAUCAUUAUUCGUCCAACUUGGACUGUGUACGGGUCAUUCAGGCUAGGCCAGGAUUCGAUAUACUCGUAAAUUUUCAUCAUCAUUUUCAGAUUGAAACCUCAUAUGACAUUGAAAAAAAUGUGGAGGAGAAAGGAGUCACUUCCAACUGUCCGAACGAUUUUAUAGAAUUUCGCGAUGGACGUUAUGGUUUUUCCCCAGUGAUCGGCCGAUUUUGUGGGAUGGACACUCCGAAGAUGGAGAUCCGCGCGAGAUCGGGUUUUCUCUGGAUUCGCUUUCGCUCUGACGAUUUAUUAGAGUACACAGGAUUUUACGCUACUUAUGAAAUGGUGCGCUCUACGGAUCGAAGGCUCAACCCUCACGGUUCCUUCUACAAAGACUGCGAGAUCCAAUACCGACAUGCUCUUGAUGGAGUUAUCGAGACAAAAACUCUGACUUCUGGAUUGCCCCACAAUUACACCGGUCCACUUGACUGUGUGUGGCUGAUUGAAGUGCCAUCCGAGUACAGUAUCGUCUUGUACUUUGACGAGUUUUCUCUCUAUUUUCCAAAUCACUGCGGACACAAUUUUUUCGAGGUUUUUUCGGGCACCACUUCCGAUCAGCCUGCGAGAAGGUACUGCGGAAUGACAGCAGCACCAGUGUUCUCUGCUCAUCAUAUUAUGUACAUUCGAUUCUAUCUCGAUGAUGCCAAUCGCAUCAGCAACACCUCUAUAUCAGCCCUGUACUCAUCAUAUGCAAAAUUGAAAAACUGCUCAUCGAAGCAAAUGUUCAGUUGUGGAGAUGACAACUGUGUGCCACAAUCUCUUGCUUGUAACGGCCGAAAGAACUGUCCCUACGGUAACGACGAGCUCGCCUGUCAUGUUGCUCAAGAUUUUCUCUUUCGAAUGGUUUUCAAUUCGUAUAGUCCUCUCGUUUUUCUUACAAUUAUAGUAUUUCUUGUUGUGUGUGGACUAUACAUAUGGCAUUAUUGGCCAAGAGAUGCUUGCAGGAGAAGGAAACCUAUGCAGACUACUUAG
This is a messenger RNA of Cylicocyclus nassatus, 1137 nucleotides long. The record is from the annotation of a GenBank genome assembly. NCBI's taxonomy places the organism in Eukaryota, Metazoa, Nematoda, Chromadorea, Rhabditida, Strongylidae.